Messenger RNA from Closterium sp. NIES-65, 174 nucleotides. The record is from the annotation of a GenBank genome assembly. Lineage: Eukaryota; Viridiplantae; Streptophyta; Zygnematophyceae; Desmidiales; Closteriaceae.
CAUCUCUGCGCUCGCGGCACUCGCAUCUCUGGAUCUGAGCUCUAACUCCCUCACCGUCUCCAUUCCCGACAGCAUCUCUGCGCUCAAAGCACUCGCAUCUCUGAAUCUCAGCUCUAACUAUCUCGCAGGCUCCAUUCCCAGCAGCAUCUCCGCACUCACGGUAGUCACAUACCU